UAAUGUUACAUUAAUGAUAGUACGAAAAUUUAAAUCAGACAUGUCGUCUAUACUUGAUAUUAUCAUUCACUCUAUUCAACAUGUCAUGUCAAAUCACCAGAUUGAGAAGGUAAAGCAGGUGACGGCAGAUCUGGGUUCUGCUGCAUCCUCUCAUUACGCAAAAGGUCUCUGCUCUAUGCCAAAUAUUCGAUCAUUGGAGCUGCAAAAUGUGAAGCUUAGUGAUGAGUUCUACUCAACGAUGGCCUCUGAGGCAUCAAGAUCGAUGAUUGAGGAGCUAAUUCACCGUGAAGCAAGUCUGGGUUCAGCUGCAUCCUCUCAUUACGCUAGAGGUCUCUGCUCCAUGCCAAAACUUCGAUCACUCAAUCUGGACCGUGUAGUAAUGAGUGAUGAGUUCUACUCAACAAUAGCCUCUCAGGCAUCAAAGUCAAAGAUUGAGGAGCUAAAGCACGAGUUUACAGAUCUGGGUUCUGCUGCAUCCUCUCAUUACGCGAGAGUUCUCUGCUCCAUGCCAAAUCUUCGAUCACUCAAUCUGGACAGAGUGAGGCUAAGUGAUGAGUUCUACUCAACAAUGGCCACUGAGGCAUCACAAUCAAUGAUUGAGGAGCUAAAGCACGAGUUUACAGAUCUGGGUUCUGCUGCAUCCUCUCAUUACGCGAGAGUUCUCUGCUCCAUGCCAAAUCUUCGAUCACUCAAUCUGGACAGAGUGAGGCUAAGUGAUGAGUUCUACUCAACAAUGGCCACUGAGGCAUCACAAUCAAUGAUUGAGGAGCUAAAGCACAAGUUCACAGAUCUGGGUUCCGCUGCAUCCUCUUAUUACGCGAGAGGUCUCUGCUCUAUGCCAAAUCUUCGAUCACUGGAACUGUUAUAUGUGAUGCUUAGUGAUGAGUUCUACUCAACGAUGGCCACUGAGGCAUCAAAAUCAACGAUUGAGGAGCUAAAGCACGAGUUCACAGAUCUGGGUCUUUCUGCAUCCUCUCAUUACGCGAGAGGUCUCUGUUCCAUGCCAAAACUUCAAUCACUCAAUCUGGACAGAGUGAUGCUAAGUGAUGAGUUCUACUCAACAAUGGCCACUGAGGCAUCACAAUCAAUGAUCCAGACGCUGAUUAUAGGGGGUGUUUCCAUAACUCCAUGUCGACUACAUUCCAUUCUCUCGCUGCCACGCCUCCAGUCACUCAGCUUGAGGGAUAUCAGACGAGUUGACAUGGACGAUGGAGAGACACUGACUCGUCAAAUAACCUCAGUAUAUGAACUAUCUGUGGAAUAUAAGCAUGUGACCAGUCUGUGGAAUCUCGGACUUCAUACAUCAUGUCCCCGAGUUCAAAAACUCGAACUGAACUUGCUGUUCUCGGAGAGUGUCUCAUCAGACAUCGUGACAAUGGCAUGUUCUCCAUUCCAUCAUCUAACUCACCUUCACAUCCAGGAAUAUCCGCCUGUUGUAACGUCAAUUGAACUAAAUGAUCCCGUGUUAUUCUGCAAGGCGGUUAAAACAUCAUGUCCUCGGCUCACCAAGCUGUCCCUUACCGACAUUGUCCUGACCAACAAGAAGGCAGCUGAGAUCAUCCAACUCAUGAAGUCUCAUCCAUACCUGACAAGGAUAGAGUUGAAUUUGUGUCUUACCAACGUGGAUCUGGAUUCACUGAUGUCUGAGGUAAACAGUGAAGGCAAGCUGACUGUCACCAUGAAGCAUGGGAAGCGGAAGUUGUGGAGUUUAACGCUCGAGUAAUAUGUGGUUUGGCCGUCAAGCAACAACGUAUCAACGUUGGAAGAUGACCCUCAUCAGACCACUUGAUGGCAGCAGAAUACUACGGACUUCAGAAUGAAUGUUGUCGAGUGUGGCGGUAACCAAGCUACCCGAGUAACUCAUUAUACUAAUUCAAGGAUAUCUAAAGUUAAAAUGCAUGAAAUAUUAUAUCAUAAACAUAUCACUGCUUAUGCCCUUUCUCGAUACUUUUAAAGAAUAACUUUAUAAUUUUGUUGAUGCAAAUGGCGAAGGUCGAUUUAUUUUGGGAGCGAAUUUCAAUUAUCUGCAGCCUCUUCGAAAGUACUUUGACCUAAGCAAAGCAUUUGUGCUUACUACAAGCACAUCAUAUUAUAUCCUAGUGAAGGGAGAAAGAGAGAGCGCAUAUAGAUGGAAGCCAGUAUUAAGAAGGAAUCAAAAGAUAGAACGAUAGAUUUCACAGGAAAUAAAUCCGGACAGAGUAGUGGAACAAGAGGAAACAAUGCCACACACAGUAAACAUCGUUUUGUUUAUUGGUAUAAAAUGUCUUUCACAAAAGUAUUUAAAAAAGUCAAUGGCUCAGUAUUUCCUCCUUGAAUCUGAAGCAUGGUAUGGAAAAAAGAUGCCUUCGCCCUAACCUGUCCUGAUUGACUAAGCUCCUGCAUUUAUUGUUUCGGUAUCCCUUUUUCCCGUAUCAUUGUAAAGACUCGACUAAAAUAUCAAGUGGCUAAGGGCUGCAAUUGAUUUUGUUUGUGGUUUAGAUUUCUUUUCAUGACAUGUAUUCAGUUCUGAAUAGAAGUACAUGACUUUUUGUACUAAGUAUACCAUCAUUUUACAUAUAUUUAAACCAGAAACUUAUUGCAAUCACACUUGAAGCUUCAAAAUGAGCAAGAGUUUGACGGCUAAUGAGCCCUUACCAUUUUACCAUUCAUAUAAAGGGGGUCCCUGGUGAGGCAAAUAGGAUAACCAUAAGUUGGGUUAUAAUGUUCAAACAAUCUAUGCAAUAAAACCAAGAGCCUACGAUAUACAGGCUACCACCAAGAAGCUUGUCUUUUACCUUAGGCUUCUUCAUUUCCUCGUUUCUAAUUUAAUUUAAUUCCUUAAUUUACAAGUAAAUACAAACAAAUGAAAGUGAUUUGAUUUGAUUGUGAACCUAUUUUUAUCCAAAAAGAUAUUGUAUUGUUACAAUCAUUACAUUUCUGGUAAAUAAAACUGACAAUGUGGAACGUGAAAUGUGAAAUAUGUAAUGAACCGAACUGAAUUUGAACAAAUCUAAACUCUCUAGUGAUCGUUUAAUACAAUUCCAAUCGGUUUAUGUGUACUCAUAUUGGCUAUACUAUAAAGAUGAUGACCUAUAUAGCAUUGUACUAUCAUACCAAGGUCAUCUCGAAUCUGAUCCGUAAGGAUCUGUUGAUAUAUCCUUCAUCACGGUAGUACUUGUAUUCUAUAAGAAUUUCCGGUAUACCAGGAUUUAUUUCAUGAACUACGGGUAAAGUAAUUUGUGUCAAUUGUUUCUGUUUAACCGACAAUUCAUCCAUUAUCAAGAAAUAUUUUUGGAAAUACCGUGUGUAGAAUGUAUAUACUCGAUAUAGACAAACUUUAGUCUUAUUUCUGUCCUAUCCAAUACAUUCUUGCUUUUGGCAUUCAAGUGUUGAGCACAUUUUGUUCUAAAUUUGAUUGUAACAGUCAAGAAGUGAACAUUUUCAUUUCUUGAUAAGAUGUACACAAGCAUGAUACAAUAUAUGAUAUGUACAUAUGUGUAAAUAUGCCAUAAUCAUUAUAUCAUCUAUUCUUUUUAGAAUGAUGUUUUUCGUUUGUUUUGCAGUUUAGUCAAAUGGAAAUAAAACAUCCAUACACAUUGGAUUGAGUUGACAUAAUUUAAAUUAAUCAUUAUCAAUUUCAGUACCUUGAACUACAUGCCAUGUGUGGCCAAUACUAUAUUGAAGUGUUUUUCAUGGCUGGUAUUAUCUGGCAUGCUUCAUGAACUUAAUAAAUUUGACGAAAAUAAAAGUUAUAAAAUAUGAUUAUAUUUUGCAGAGUGUGUAUAUAUAUAUAUGGUUAAACUGUGACAAGAUAACAGUUUGUCUACUCAAUGUACUCUUUCAAAUCUAUUCAAACCAUAUAACCAUAUGAACCAUACAUGUCGUGCUAUUAUAGGUAUUAUUGUAUCACCCUUAUGUAUUUUGUCAUUACAUCAUUCCCAGAACGGAUACAUCCAACUAAUCAUGAUCAUAACUUUGAUAUAAUCUAGUCUGGUUUGUGUCAUGCAUGCAACAGUUAUUGAUGUAGUAAAAAAGAGGAAUUAGUCAUCUUGAUCACGAUGUGAUAUUCUUAUAUCAAAUCCUGAUCAGAUUGUGGAUACAUACAAUAAAGUAUAUUGGUAACAUGUAUAUAAAUGUCGUCGAUUUAGUAUGAGAACAAUUAGUAACCUUAUCUCGAUUGAAUAUUCUUGUAUUCAACUUUAUGAUAAUAUUCUUUAUGUAAUUAAAUCAAAUUUUGUGACAUGUAUGCAGUUGUCAUUGCUGUAUUUAUAAAGAGUAUAUACCCUAUUAAACUCGUUUUAUAUUCUUGUAUUCAACUAAUCAUGGUUAUAUUUUGGGCACUUAAUGUCAAACUCGUUUAUGCAGUAAGAGAAAGGAAUUAAUCAUUUCGAUCUCGUUGUAAUAAUAUUCUUGUAUAAAACUAAAUAAGAUCAAAUAGUGUAUACCUACAAUCUAGACUUCUUUGAGACAUGCAUGCAACAGUCGUUGUAUAUAUUACAGAGAGUGAUACAGAGAGUAAUACAGAGAGAAGCAGGGGUAGUAAGACAGAGAGAAAUGGUUUGGGAAAUGGCGUUUGAUGGAACACAUCUCUCGAUUUACAGGAUUAUUGUCGUUUUAUUUAGUAGCAUUAGAAUGCGUAUCUAUUUCUCAUCACAAUAAUGCAAUGUAUGUUAUGUUUAUGGUUUUUCUAUGAUCAGUAGAUCUUAAUAGGAUAUAGACCCAUGUGAUAUCUUAUAAAUUGUCAAAGAUUUCUAUGAUCAGUAGAUCUUAAUAGGAUAUAGACCCAUGUGAUAUCUUAUGAAUUGUCAAAGAUUUUUUAUUAUUACACUUUCUUUCAUGUUUUAUUUCAAACAUCCGUCGGUCCUGCACACUGUUUUUACCAUUCCAUCUUAUCAAUUUAAACUCUAUUAUGAACUUCUUUCCAUUUUAUGUAUAUAUUGUGAUGAUCGGUUUCAUUAAUGCCUGUGUUGUAUUCUUUUUGUCAGUUGGUGUGCAGUACACACUGAAUAAGGGAAUUUAAAGUGGAGCCUUGCAGUGUGCGUUACAUUGUGAGAGGUGUAUUCUCUUUGUUCGGGCUGGAUUGAAAACAAUCGCUCUUCAUGCAGGCUCUUUGAUUGCCUUGAGAAAUUCUGGAAUCAUCUGAAAGCCGGUGAAUUUCUCUUUGAUAUAUUUACCAUGUUCAUGGAUUUGCAGGACGGCUGUAACGUUUUUUUUUUUUAUUGAUAUCCUAAAUAUAUUGAAUAUGUUAAUAUAUAUAUUUAUACAUUAUAAUGAUCUCAGAAAGGGAAUCACUAUGUAUUCAUUCAUUCACGUAUUUCUACACACGUUUUUGUUAUAUCUUUACAAAAUUAUGUUAAUAUAUCUGAGAGUGUACAUAAUUGCAUGUGAAUAAAGUGGAAACAAAGAAUAUAUAUGACUAGCUCAGCAACAGUAGAAUAUGAAAUUUGUUGUAAGAACAUCAAAUGUUUGUAACUAUCUCAUCAGUAAUUGUAGAGACAACAUGUCUUUACUUUAUUUAAGCAGUAAGACCGUGAUUUGCUUUAAAUUACUGUUUUAUCAUGUGAUAAACUUUUUGCUAGGUUAUGUCGUAGACCUAAUUGAUCCGCGGCUAUAUGGAUUUUAUAUGUUUAUUGAAGUUGUGAUGCUUUGUAUAUAAAGGUAACAACAAUUGUUGUUUAGGUCAUUUGGUGAAAAUCUUUUGAGUGUGUGUGUGUGUGUGUGUGCAUCUAGUUGUUCUGAGAUCUAAUCGCUUGUAAGCUCCAGGAGGACAACAGUUACGUUGGUUUUAUUUGUCCGGCAAGAAAGAUCGAUAUUUUAUCCAAACACAUUGUUAUUAUUCAUAAUUUCCUAUUGUUGUAUAUUGUGAGAUUAAUCAGCAUUAAUAGAGUUUCAUCUAGACUGACCAUACUAAGUUUCAUUGUUGACAUAUCAACAAUUUAGUGAACCAACUGUGACCCAACAUUUCGAAUGGUAACAAAUAAUAUCGAUUUUAAAAAAAAAUCUCUUAAAUUGAGAUUUCUCAAAAAUGCAGACAUUUCAAGACAUAACAUAUUACUAGCUGUUUCUUUUUCUCAUAAGCCUCGGAAAUUGUAAAUUGAAGAAAAUAUGUAUCCCUUCGACUUGUACCAACACUGACUGUGCAAUAGAGUUAUGCAUUGUGUUUAUUGUACGUGUGUACAUAAUGAUAAAUAGACACACUUUUAGAGGAUGACAAACAGAUAAUAUGUUUUUGUACAUAUGUAUAAAAGAAAAAGUUCGAUCUAUAACUGAUUGAACUCAUGAGAUUCAAAAUGUUCUUGUUGUUGAGAAAUGGUGGAAGGGGGUACAUCGCAAGAAAUCGAAUAAAAUAAUUUUGAAAGCCAUUUA
Molecule: messenger RNA, 6345 nt
Organism: Strongylocentrotus purpuratus (purple sea urchin)
Lineage: Eukaryota; Metazoa; Echinodermata; Echinoidea; Camarodonta; Strongylocentrotidae
Product: NACHT, LRR and PYD domains-containing protein 5-like
Exons: 10
Coding region: 14-1723 (569 amino acids)
Source: RefSeq, a predicted model, not a curated record